AUGAGCUUAGUUUACGAAUUUCUAUUCCUUUUGUUUUCUCACCUUAUGCUACUUGGUAAUGGGUACCAAGAAGAUUGUCCAGCUUCAUUUAGUUGUGGAUAUCUUGGCAAUAUCAGCUUCCCUUUCACUACAACACAGCGCCAGGAUUGUGGCUUAUUGCUAAUACAAAAUUGUGAUGAUCAACUGAAGCCCAAAAUAAUCCAAUUUCAGGAUAAAGGGAAACUGUUUGAGGUUGGAACUGUAAAUCCUCUAGAGUUUCGCAGUGGUCAUGCUACUUGUACUUGUGUCUUCAGAGACAGGAAUCUCUACCAACUGAUGCAAAACAAAAGUUGUCAAGCUCUCAGAAAUACUUAUAUUCCACCUCCCACCUCUCACUUUGUUUCUUUACAUUUAGAAACUCAUGCAACCUUGUUCAUGUGCAACCGUUCACUCCAUCUAAACCCUCCAACAUAUACGCAUACCUAUACAAACUGCUCUCUCUAUGAUUUCUACUACCAGCCUUACAAUGCUGAUAAUGCAUCUCAGAGUGCUUUCACAGCUUGUACAAAGGUCCUGCUUCCAGCUAAAGACUUUGCUGACGCUGACGACCCUUUUACUUUCGUUACUGCUGAUAUCCCAACUCAAGUAAACAUUACAGAGGAAUGUUUAAAUUGUCACUACAACCAAAGAGGACGUUGUCAACUUGACAGCAACGGAAGGUUUUAUUGUGCCUACGCUAUGGUUGCAAAACAAAAAGGGCUGGCGUGGAAUGUUAAACUGGGUAUAGCAUCAGUAAUUAUUGGAGUUGCAGUGCUGACGUUGUUGGCUUAUUUGAUAAGGACAAAGAACUUCACUCCAGCAUUUCUUUUGUUCAAGAAAGAAAAUUCAAACCAUCAUAUUAUUGAGGAGUAUUUGAAAGAACAUGGACCUCUUCCUGCUGCUGCUAGGUACAGUUAUUCUGAUAUUAAAAAAAUAACAAACUCUUUCAAAACCAAAUUAGGCCAAGGAGGGUAUGGAAGUGUAUACAAAGGGAAAUUGCACGAUGAGCGACCUGUUGCAGUGAAGAUUUUAAGUGAAUCAAAAGGUGAUGGUGAAGAUUUCAUUAACGAAGUUGCAAGUAUAAGUAGAACAUCACAUGUCAAUGUUGUUAGACUUUUGGGAUUCUGUUUGGAUGGUUCUAAAAAGGCGCUGAUAUAUGAAUACAUGUCUCAUGGAUCUCUUGAAAAGUUCAUAUAUGAAGAGAAAAAUCCACUGCAGGAUGAUCGUCAAUUGGAUUGCAAAACUUUGUAUCAUAUUGCAGUUGGUGUUGCUCGUGGAUUAGAAUAUUUGCACAGAGGCUGCAACACUAGAAUCUUGCAUUUUGACAUAAAACCUCAUAAUAUAUUACUGGAUGAGGAUUUUUGUCCAAAGAUUUCUGAUUUUGGACUUGCUAAAAUAUGUCCAAAAAAAGAAAGCAUUGUAUCCAUAUUUGGUGCGAGGGGAACGCCAGGAUAUAUUGCUCCAGAGUUGUUUUCCAGAAACUUUGGUGGCGUGUCACAUAAAUCAGACGUCUAUAGCUAUGGAAUGAUGGUUUUAGAGAUGGUUGGUCGAAGAAAGAAUAUUAAGGUUGAAGUUGAUUGUUCUAGCAAGCUAUACUUUCCACAUUGGAUUUAUAAGCGCCUUGAAUUGAAUCAGGAUCUUGGACUUAGGUGUAUUAAAAAUGAAAUUGAUGAAGAAAUGGUAAGGAAAAUGACAGUGGUGAGUUUAUCGUGCAUACAAACCAACCCUUCGAAUCGACCAUCGAUGCAUAAAGUGGUGGAAAUGUUGGAAGGGAGCCUUCAAGUGCUGGAAAUGCCACCCAAACCCUUUUUGUCUUCUCCUUCAACAUCUCCAACCCAUUUAUCGUCUGAAAUACUGUAA
Molecule: messenger RNA, 1878 nt
Organism: Lathyrus sativus (Indian pea)
Lineage: Eukaryota; Viridiplantae; Streptophyta; Magnoliopsida; Fabales; Fabaceae
Source: the annotation of a GenBank genome assembly